AUGAUGGGACCAUUGAAGAGUCCUGUCUUCAUCUUGAUCCUCCACCUUCUGGAAGGGGUUCUGAGCAAUUCCCUCAUCCAGCUCAACAACAAUGGCUAUGAAGGCAUCGUCAUCGCCAUCGACCACAAUGUGCCAGAAGAUGAAGCCCUCAUUCAACAGAUAAAGGACAUGGUAACUCGGGCCUCCCCAUACCUGUUUGAAGCUACAGGGAAAAGAUUUUAUUUCAAAAAUGUUGCCAUUUUGAUUCCUGAAAACUGGAAGACAAAACCUGAUUAUGAGAGGCCCAAACUCGAAACCUUCAAAAAUGCUGAUAUCCUGGUGUCGGCAACUAGCCCUGUAGGUGAAGACCAGCCGCACACUGAGCAUGUAGGCGCAUGCGGAGAAAAGGGAAUCAGGAUCCACCUGACGCCUGACUUCUUAGCAGGAAAGAAGCUGAAAGAGUAUGGACCACAAGAGAAGGCCUUUGUCCAUGAGUGGGCUCAUUUCCAGUGGGGAGUGUUUGAUGAAUACAACAAUGAGGAGAAAUUCUACGUAUCCAAAGGAAGAAUAGAAGCAGUAAGAUGUUCAGCAGCUAUUUCCGGGAAAAAUGUAGUUCGUUGGUGCCAGGGAGGCAGUUGUGUCGAUAAAGGAAGCUGCAGAAAGGACCCACUAACAGGACUGUAUAAAAAAGAUUGUGUGUUCAUACCAGAUAAGCAACAAAGUGAGAAGGCGUCCAUAAUGUAUGAUCAAACCAUUGACUCUGUGGUUGAGUUCUGUACAGAAAAAAAUCACAAUAAGGAAGCUCCAAAUGCCCAAAACCAACGAUGCAACCUCCGCAGCACAUGGGAAGUCAUCCAGGAGUCUGAGGACUUUCAACAAGCCACUCCCAUGACGACUCAGCCGCCCACACCCACCUUCUCAUUGCUGCAGAUUGGACAGAGAAUUCUGUGUUUAGUUCUUGAUAAGUCUGGGAGCAUGACGAACGAUGGCCGUCUUAACCGAAUGAAUCAGGCAAGCAAGCUUUUCCUGCUGCAGACCGUGGAGCAGGGGUCCUGGGUCGGGAUGGUGACAUUUGACAGUGCUGCCUACGUACAAAGUGAACUCAAGCAGAUCAACAGUGCUACUGACAGGGACCUGCUGGCAAAAAGUUUACCCACGAUAUCUUCAGGAGGGACGUCUAUAUGCUCUGGGCUUCAAACAGCAUUUACAGUGAUUAAGAAGAAAUAUCCAACUGAUGGAUCUGAAAUUGUGCUGCUCACUGAUGGGGAGGACAGCACCAUCAGCACCUGCUUUGACCUAGUGAAGAAGAGUGGGGCCAUCAUCCACACAGUAGCUCUGGGACCGGCUGCUGCUAAAGAGCUUGAGCAGCUUUCCACAAUGACAGGAGGUUUGCAGACAUAUGCUUCUGAUCAAGCUCAGAACAAUGGUCUUGUUGAUGCUUUCGCAGCCCUUUCAUCAGGAAAUGGAGCUGUCUCUCAGCGCUCCAUCCAGCUGGAGAGCAGGGGAGUAAACCUCGAGAAGAACCAGUGGAUGAACGGCUCAGUGAUCGUGGACAGCACAGUGGGGAAGGACACGUUAUUUCUUGUCACCUGGACAACACAGGCUCCUCAAAUUCUUCUCUGGGAUCCCAGUGGAACAAAACAAGGUGGUUUUGUCAUAGACACAACCACCAAGAUGGCCUACUUCCAAGUCCCAGGCACUGCCAAGGUUGGCUCUUGGAAAUACAGCCUGCAAGCGAGCUCACAAACUCUCACUCUGACUGUCACCUCCCGUGCAGCAAGUGCGACACUGCCUCCAAUUACAGUGACCCCAAUAGUGAAUAAGAACACAGGAAAGUUCCCCAGCCCUGUAAGAGUGUAUGCAACUAUUCGCCAAGGAGCCUCACCCAUUCUCAGGGCUAGUGUCACAGCCUUGAUUGAAUCUGUGAAUGGAAAAACAGAGACCCUGGAAUUACUGGAUAAUGGAGCAGGUGCUGAUGCUACCAAGAAUGACGGUGUCUACUCAAGGUUUUUUACCGCUUUUGAUACAAAUGGUAGAUACAGCAUAAAAAUAUGGGCUCUGGGAGGAGUUACUGCAGACAAACAGAGAAUGUUACCUCAGAAGAAUGGAGCCAUGUACAUAGAUGGUUGGAUUGAAGAUGGUGAAAUAAAAUUCAAUCCUCCACAUCCUGAAACUAAUAAUGUUCAAGACAAACAACCGUGCUUCAGCAGGACAUCUUCGGGGGGAUCAUUCACAGCCUCUAAUGUCCCCUCGGCUCCCAUUCCUGACCUCUUUCCACCUUGCCAAAUCACCGACCUGAAGGCCAGCAUCCAGGGGCACAACCUCGUGAAUCUGACUUGGACGGCUCCUGGGGAUGAUUACGACCAUGGGAAAGCUUCCAAGUACAUCAUCCGAAUAAGCACAAGUAUUGUUGAUCUCAGAGACAAGUUCAAUAUCUCAGUCCAAGUGAACACUACUGAUCUCAUCCCCAAGGAGGCCAACUCUGAGGAAAUCUUUCAGUUUGAACUGGAAGACAGUAGUUUUGGAAAUGGCACAGAUAUCUUCAUUGCAAUCCAGGCUGUGGAUAAAUCCAAUCUGAAAUCAGAAAUAUCUAACAUUGCGCGGGUAUCUCUGUUCAUCCCCACUGAAGAGCCACCCACAUCUGAAGACACAACUCCUCCUUGUCCUGAUAUUAGUAUCAACAGCACCAUUCCUGGCAUCCAUGUGUUAAAAAUAAUGUGGAAGUGGCUAGGGGAAAUGCAGGUGACGCUAGGCUUGCACUGA
This is a messenger RNA of Peromyscus californicus insignis, 2742 nucleotides long. It is a transcript of the gene Clca1, whose product is annotated as chloride channel accessory 1. The transcript has 14 exons. Gene Ontology annotation, molecular function: intracellularly calcium-gated chloride channel activity. NCBI's taxonomy places the organism in Eukaryota, Metazoa, Chordata, Mammalia, Rodentia, Cricetidae. The record is from RefSeq and is a predicted model, not a curated record. The coding region runs from base 1 to 2742 and encodes 913 amino acids. Gene Ontology annotation, biological process: chloride transport.